GUGUUUGUUACAUCACACCAGCAAUAUCUCAAGAAAUCCAAGGGUUCCUGGUCAUUAUUGUAUCCCUUUAAUAAACAUAAAAAUAAACUUCUUAUCCUUUGUUAUGUGAUAUAUGCUGAAGAUCAAGCAAUUGAAAUUGCAGUUAAUGUAAUAAUUUGGAUGAUAUAAUGGAGUCCACAGUCCAGACACUCACCAGAAGUUUCAACAUUAGCUUCUGUUCAAAAAUGGCAGUCCAUAUUUUACAGAACGAAAUAAAAGAUACGAAGGGAUCAAAUUUUGUGUUUUCUCCUUUGUCAUUUCAAUCCAUGUUAAGCCUAAUUGCUGUUGGCUCAAAAGGUUCCACUUUAGCACAGCUGCUUUCCUUUAUAGGACCGAGGAGUAUCAAAGAGCUAAUUGAUAUGGCUUCAAUUGUCAAUUCAGUAUUUUUCUCAGCAAAUGAAAGCAAGUGCCUGGAAACAGGUCCAACUAUCUCAUUUGUCAAUGGAGCUUGGGUGGACCAAACGUUUGGUUUGAAGCCUUCUUAUGAGGAAGUGUUGAAAGGCGUUUAUCAUGCCACAGCCAAGGAGGUUGACUUUGUAAACAAGGCUGAUCAAGUGAUAGAUGAAGUUAAUUUAUGGGUAGAGGAUGCAACAAAAGGACUCAUCAGAAACCUCCUACCACAGCAUUGUCUAGAAAGUGAUACUGCUCUUGUUCUUGCCAAUGCAAUCUACUUCAAAGGAGCAUGGGAUCGAAAAUUUGAUGAAUUGAAAACUAAGCAGAGAGAAUUCCACCUUCUUAGUGGCCAAAUCGUUCAAGCUCCUUUCAUGACCAGCAAGGCGCAUGAAAUCCAUCUUUAUGGAUCCUUUGAUGGCUAUAAGGUUCUCAAGCUGCCUUACCAAACUAGUCAAGAUAACAGGCAAUUUUCUAUGUAUUUCUUGCUUCCAAAUGCAAUCGAUGGACUGCAUAGUCUAAUACAAACUUUCCAAUCCAAUCCUGAAGUUUAUAACAGCCGAUUCGAGUUACGAGAAGAGGAGCUACCUGAAUUUUGGAUUCCCAGAUUCAAGUUUUCAUUCAAGUUUGAAGCCUCAGACACCUUGAAGGAACUGGGACUGGAGCAACCUUUCAAUCAUUUGGCAGAAUUCACAGAGAUGGUUGAUUCUCCAAAUUUACUUGUGUUAUCAAAAAUAUUCCAUGAGUCUUGUAUUGAAGUAAAUGAAGGAGGAACAGAAGCAGCAGCUAGUACUGCUCCCGAAUUCAGGUGGUUAUGUGCCAGGUUGAAUCCGCCAAGCUUCGUAGCUGACCAUCCCUUUAUGUUCAUGAUCAAAGAGGAAAAGUCAGGAAUAGUGUUCUUCAUUGGAGCUGUACUCAACCCUCUCUUGGUUACUUAGAAAUUUAGCUUAAUCACCAAUGCUUAAUUAACAAUGCAUAAACUUCGAUAUGAUGAUGAA
This is a messenger RNA of Hevea brasiliensis (rubber tree), 1427 nucleotides long. Its product is annotated as serpin-ZX. NCBI's taxonomy places the organism in Eukaryota, Viridiplantae, Streptophyta, Magnoliopsida, Malpighiales, Euphorbiaceae. The record is from RefSeq and is a predicted model, not a curated record. Gene Ontology annotation, molecular function: serine-type endopeptidase inhibitor activity. Bases 168 to 1367 code for a protein of 399 amino acids. The transcript is spliced from 2 exons.